Sugiyamaella lignohabitans is the source of this 492-nucleotide messenger RNA. Its product is annotated as carboxypeptidase C. Gene Ontology annotation, biological process: proteolysis. Bases 1 to 492 code for a protein of 163 amino acids. Gene Ontology annotation, molecular function: serine-type carboxypeptidase activity. Lineage: Eukaryota; Fungi; Ascomycota; Dipodascomycetes; Dipodascales; Trichomonascaceae. The record is from RefSeq and is a predicted model, not a curated record. The transcript has a single exon.
AUGAAGACAAGCGUGCUGAUAUCGUUUAUAGUCUGUUGUACGCUUUCGCAAGCUCUUCUGAACAAGCCAUUGUUAUGGAAGUUGAACUCUAAGGUGAUCGAUGCCAAUCCGGUUAAACUAGUUGCUCGUCAAAACAAUCCGUUUGCAGCGCUUAUCCAGGGAAUUAACAACUUCUUUAGCGGACUGGGGUUCGGUGGUAGCAGUAGUAGCUCUUCUAGUAGCAGCAAUGGUUCAAGCACAACGUCGGGAUCGGACUACUCGACAGUACCAGCUGGUAACCCCGCAUCGCUCGGUGUAGAUAGUGUCAAGCAAUAUUCUGGGUAUAUUAAUGUUGGACCUAGCAAUGAAGACCAUAUGUUUUACUGGUUUUUCGAAUCGCGAAACAAACCUCAAACAGAUCCCGUGGUGCUAUGGUUAACAGGUGGGCCAGGUUGCUCGUCAUUGGAAGCAUUGUUCUUCGAAAAUGGACCUUGUAAGUUGACAAAUGUUUAA